AUGUUGUCGCAUGUCCCGCCCAGCGCACAGAAGCAUGUCCUCGAUGAUGACCUAGACUACGACAAUUUUGACCUCACAGCCGAUGACGUCCCGCCAAUAUCUACCUCCAAAACUCCCGCCAGGAAAGAACCAGGACUCAGUACCGUUGAUCUCACGGGAGACAGUCAAGAAUUGAAGUCCAUCCAGGGCCCUGCUCGAACUAUGACCCAGAAGAAAACUCCAGAACUCGACAUUGAUAUAUCAUCGGACGGUUUUCUCGAUAUUGACAGUGUCACCAGAUCGACAAUCGGAGGCGAGCGAACAAGCGAGCCAGCUAGGAAGCGACAACGCUUGUCCCCAGUCUCAGAGUCCAACAGCCCGAAGCCUCGGUUGGGGUCAUCACGAAAUGGCAGCAGUAGGGUAAUAGAGGAUUUUGAGUCUUCCACAUCUCCCCAUAUUUCCAGCCGAAAUAUAUCCAAAGCGGCGAAACCCACCUAUCAUCACAAUGACGACGAUGGUGAUCCCUUCGCAAGCCCGCCCCCAAGGUUCACCCGAGAACAAAAAGGGAAAGGACCUGCUUCUGCAACAGUCACACCAGAUGUUAUCAACAUAGAUGAUUCCGACGACGAUGACCCAUUCGCGGACUCUCCGCUGAAAGUCAAUCCGAAUCCACGAGGACCGCCAAGGGCGGCAACAACAGCAGCAGCAUGGGAUCCCAUAUCAAGCUCGGCCCCCCUUCCAGCGAAACCUAGUCCUCACCGCUCCCUAGGAAGAAGUCAAUCAGGGUUCAGUCCUCCCGAAAACUCGGAUGAGGACGUAGGCGCGGACCCUCUAUCCAACGACGAAGAUGACUUUCCAGACAUAUCCGACCUCCGCUUCCCAGCUAGUCGCUCAGGGAAUGAUCUAUCGGGACCUACGAAAAGACCAUUCACCAAGUCCGCAUCUACAACAACGGGAGCGACAAGGACGAAGCCUGCAAAAGGAGGUGCGAAGAAAACGGCCGAGGAACGAGCCAGGGAAAGAGAAGAUAAAGCCCUCGAGAAGAAGAGCGCAGCAGAACGAAAAAGGCAAGAAAAAGAGCGCGAGAAGCAACAAAAGGCCGAAGAGAAACAGCGCGCUGCCGCCCGUGCAGAAGCCAACAAGCUGAAGAUCAGAAAGGAAAUCGCCACCCCUGAGAUGAUCGUGGAUCUUCCGUCUAGCCUCCCUCCAGCUACCAAGAUCCAAAUCGAAGAAUUUCUGAAGAAGAUCGAUGUCAAGGAAAUCAAUACCUGGACCUCCCCAGUCGAUAACGUCGUGCGCUGGCGCCGCGCGGUCAAAUCCCGUUACAACGAGGAACGCCACCACUAUGACCCGAUUCCCGAAACCAUCGAGACCGAGAAGAUCAUCCUGGUCAUCCUCCCCGCCGCCGAAUUCGCUAAGCUCGCAAUGGGCGCCGAGGGCCACAAUCUCGAAGCGCACGUACUCAAGGUGCAACGCCAUUUCCCUAAUCACCAAACCAUCUACCUCAUCGAAGGCCUAAAGAAACUCCUCUCCUCAAACCGUAAUAAGCGCAACAAUGACUUUGCCUCUGUCGUCCGCUCCCGCCUAGCCGAGGACGAAUCCGCAUCAACAUCCUCUUCCCGCCGGACUAAUAAGAAAAACGAUCCCCCCAUGACUAUCAGCGAAUCCCAAAUCGACGCCGCCCUCCUUCGACUCCAACUCCUCUAUUCCAUACAAAUCCAAGAAACCACAUGCCUCCAGGACACCGCCCACCAGCUACAGCUCUUCACCCAAAAUGUCGCCGUCGCGCCCUACAAACGGCAUCAAGAAGACUACUUGAUGAAGUCGGCCGGGUUCUGCAUGGAUAGCGGACAGGUGCGGACGGCUAUUGGAACUGAGGAAGCGUACGUGCGCAUGCUGCAGGAGGUGGCGAGGAUCACGGCGCCGAUUGCCAUGGGGAUUGCGAAUGUAUAUCCCAGGGUUGGACAACUAGUUCGGGCGUUGGAGGAGGGAGGUCCGGGGACGUUGGAGGAUGUCAGGAGGGUGAUCAAUAAGGAAAGGGAGGUUGGGGAGAAGAGGGUCGGGAAGGCGGUCAGCAAGAGGCUUUGGAAGAUCUUUACGGGGAGGGAUGAGAUGAGUACGGAGGUUUGA
Neurospora hispaniola is the source of this 2109-nucleotide messenger RNA. Its product is annotated as ERCC4 domain-containing protein. The record is from RefSeq and is a predicted model, not a curated record. Gene Ontology annotation, biological process: mitotic intra-S DNA damage checkpoint signaling; replication fork processing; double-strand break repair. Gene Ontology annotation, cellular component: Holliday junction resolvase complex; nucleus. NCBI's taxonomy places the organism in Eukaryota, Fungi, Ascomycota, Sordariomycetes, Sordariales, Sordariaceae. The coding region runs from base 1 to 2109 and encodes 702 amino acids. The transcript has a single exon. Gene Ontology annotation, molecular function: crossover junction DNA endonuclease activity; DNA binding.